AUGGGCAUGACGGCCAGCACUGCGCUUUGCUUCCUCCACUUGUUCAGCGGUGCACGCGACAAGUUGGGCGAGGCGCUUCUGAGAGAGGCGAAGGCUUCGGGAAUCGAGCUCACCAUCGAGACCUUUGCAAAGGAGAUGACCUCACGAACCCGAGCCUCGUGCGAGAGAUCCUGGGAAAGGCCAAGGCUUCCCAUGCACUACCUUUACCAGAUUGCGUUGGCGAGCGGCGGCUGGACAGCCCGGCCCGGUGCGUUCGAGAUCGCACAUCUGCAGGAUGAGGCGGACAAAGGAACUUUGUUCGCGAUCACCUCUGUGGAGAUCCUGGCUGCAGUGGACGCGAGCCAGGCCGUGGACGGAAAGCAGCGACCGGUGACGCUGGAGAACCCGCCUGAGUCGAACCAUCCGGAGGCCGGCUUGGCUUACUACUUGUCUGAGGUGGUGCAGUGGCUGAGCCGAGCCAGGAGCGGAUCGAGUACGCCGAACCUGUGCAAGUGCGGCCGGAGGACCGAUCACCCAAAGGUCGUCGGCACGAAGGCGGCGAAGGACUCGGCCAGCUGCCGCGCUCUGCACCAGCUACGCCAAGCUCGUCGUGGAGGCCUGGCGGAAGGAGGCACACUGGGCCGGCGGCCAAGGAGCCUUCGGCAGCCUCCGAGCUCAGAGUUCGAAGAAGGCCAAGCGGGCGACGCGACGUCUUCGACCGCUUUGUGGCCCGCUUGCCCGGAAGGUGGGGGAGCGCUACGGCACGGAGGGCUUCAAGAUCACGGGCGUGGAGGAAUGGAAAGCAUGACAGAGCUGGAGGCACAGUUUGGGGUGUGCUCACAACGCCCGGAGCUCACACUGAAGAGCCUCCUCCAUUACGACACGCCGGUCAAUGUUGCCUUGCUGGAGGCCUGGACGCAGCUGGCCAAGGACCCGGACCAGGCAGUCAUAGAGUGGCUCAAGUAUGGGGCCCCGCUCGGAGCCAACAUGGGGAUACCUUCGGUCGGCAUCUUCCCACCAAAGGAAGAGGACGCUGAAGCCUGGGAAGAAGCGAAAGCCGAGGCACAGGUCUGGGAGGCCAAGCAAAACUACAGCUCCUUCACCGCGAAUCCCACCGAGUCGACGGAGGAGAUGGAAAGGCUAAUGGACCUGGGCUAUGUGCGAAAGAUCACCGAGGAGCAAGCCGCCAACUACUUCUCCGGGGGGGUCGUCUCGAAGCUGGGCUUGCUGAUGAAACCUAAGGCGGACGGCACAGUGAAGCGCCGCAUCAUCGUGGAUGCGCUUCGGUCGGGGGCCAAUCAGCGGGCCCGUUGCCCCGAGAGGAUCGUCCUCCCUCGGCCGCAGGAUGUGUACACCAUGGCGGCCGACCUCAAAGCACUGGAACCUCAGCUCCUCGAGUGGUACCGGGCCAAAGGGGAACCAACGACCGAGUGGGGAUCCGAGCUCGUGGCCGCAGACCUCACGGACGCCUUCACCCACUUCCCGGUCCACCCGUCGGAGCAUGAGCAAUGCCUGUCGCCAACGGGGGACGGCAAGCUGCUUCAAGGGAUGUUUUGGCAAGCUGAGCUGCAGCUGGCCACCUACAUCGAUGACCCCUUGACGGCACUGGUGGGCUCUCGUCACCGGCGCCUUCGCAACCUCAGCCUGGUACUGUUGACCCUCGGUGCCUUGGGGAUCCGGUUGGCCUGGCACAAGGGAGCCAGGGGCUGCAGAAUCACGUGGAUCGGGGUGAACUUCACCCUCCGUUGGCGCGAGGGGGUGCUGGACAACGAGGUGCCCGACAAGCUUCGUGACGAGCUCCUGGAGAAGCUGGGCAAAUGGGCUGCCGGCAUCUACAAACGGGCUCGGUGGGCCGUCUCCAUGGUCUACGGGGCCAUCACGGCACACGAGGCGGAUGUCAGAUCUGGAGCAGAAGCCACCCGAAGGGCAGCCAGGCGCGACAGCAGGCCCAAGGACCACCUCGUGCCCGUCAAGCGUUUUGAGCUGGCUCGGGCAUGGCUUGAGAAGCUGCUCAAGGAGAGGCGCCCCAGGCCUACGAUGUCGUUGUGGAAGCGGCCGGAGUCCAUCAUGAUAGUGACGGACGCUUCCCCACAAGGUUGCGGUGGCCUUUUGCUCGGGCGCGCCACCACGCAAUCGCCCUGGUCUCCCCUCAAGGCCUACGAGUACCGCGUGGAGCCCAAGGAUGCAGAGCUGCUCGGGAUACUUGGAAGCCUUGGCAAUCUUUCUUGCGCUCCGCGAAUGGGGGGCACUGUUGGCAUCCAUUCGGGUGGGGCUGGCCAUUCACUUUCCACGGUGGCCCUGGCCUUACUCGAGAAAGCAGCCUCCUCUUCGGCGGCCCUCAACCUCCUGGCUGCAGAGAUGGCGCUGCUGCUGGAGAAAUUGCAGGUGGGCGAAGUCGCCCUCUCCCACGUGCCGGGCAAGCUCAAUGUUUUGGCGGAUUGGCUUGCACGACCGGACACCAGAGGUGUUAUGCCGAGUCAGCUCCAAGGAGUCAAGAUAGCCAAUCCCAGCAAGCUCCAGGGGAGCGACUUUUCAUUAGGCUUUGCUAGGUCGCAUGACGCCGCAGAGGCGGGAGCGUCCUGGGCAGCCCUCAAAGGGUGA
Molecule: messenger RNA, 2580 nt
Organism: Symbiodinium sp. CCMP2592
Lineage: Eukaryota; Dinophyceae; Suessiales; Symbiodiniaceae
Source: the annotation of a GenBank genome assembly